AUGUUCGGGCACCACCCCCUCCACCCCCUACUCCACACCUACCCCGGCGCCUCCUUCAAAACGCACCCAUUCGACAAUGGCAACCUGAACGGCCCGCACCUCGCCGCCGCGUCCGGCGGGGACUCGUUCGGCUACUGGGCGCACGUUCCCAUGGAGCUCCCUGGACCGAUGGAUUGGGGGUUGCCGCCUGCGGUGUUGGCUGCGCAGGAAGGAAGGGGGACGGGGAUGUAUGGGCAUUUGGUUACCGGGCAGGGCAUGCCUUUUAAUUAUGGGUGGCCAAAGUAUGGGCCGAUGCCGCUGAAGCCGGAACUGGGAGGGUUUGUUGGGAAACUCAACCCGUACGGCCGCAGUUUCCCUCAUGGAUUCUGGAAGACGCUCAACUAG
Molecule: messenger RNA, 384 nt
Organism: Dioszegia hungarica
Lineage: Eukaryota; Fungi; Basidiomycota; Tremellomycetes; Tremellales; Bulleribasidiaceae
Exons: 3
Coding region: 1-384 (127 amino acids)
Source: RefSeq, a predicted model, not a curated record